UGGGGGUUUUGGGGUGUGUGUGGGGGCAAAGAGAAAGAGUAUUGUCAGAAUGUUGGUGGAUUUUGAAGGUGGUUGUGAGUAAAGGCUUGAGAGAUCUUAUCGCACAGAGACUUUUGGUGGCUGAUGCAGCAUUUAACCACAAGAGGCUUUCGCGUGGUCGGCCUUGUUUGUUAGUGACUGCCGAAGGGGACUGAUGCAUGACCUCAGCUAACCAUCACUGGCUCGAGAAGCAAUCCUCCAGAGUGUCUUCAAAACACUUCGAAUCCCCUCGCCUCAAGGACCUGAAGCACCAUUAUGUUGCUGAAAGAAUAUAGGAUCUGCAUGCCCCUCAGUGUGGAAGAGUACAGGAUAGGACAGCUGUACACCAUCAGCAAGCACAGCCACGAGCAGAGCGACAAGGGCGAGGGGGUGGAGGUGGUCAAAAAUGAGCCGCACGAAGACCCCAUCCAUGGCAAAGGGCAGUUCACGGAGAAGCGGGUCCAUCUGUCCAGCAAACUGCCGAGCUGGGCCAGGGCUGUGGUGCCUCGGAUAUUUUAUAUCACAGAGAAGGCCUGGAAUUAUUAUCCCUACACCAUCACAGAAUACACAUGCUCCUUUUUGCCAAAAUUCUCCAUCUACAUCGAGACAAAGUAUGAAGACAACAAUGGAGCCAGUGACCAUAUUUUUGACCCCGUUAAAAACCAUACAGACCACGAGGUGUGUUUCCUAGACAUUGCUUACGAUGAAAUUCCUGACCGUUACUACAAGAUGUCAGAGGACCUCAGGUACUUUGCAUCAGUGAAGACAGGUCGUGGGCCACUGAAGGAGCUCUGGAGAGAGGAGUUCACGCCAGUCAUGUGUUCGUACAAACAAGUCACCGUCAAGUUUGAGGUCUGGGGACUUCAGACUAGAGUUGAGCAGUUUGUUCAGAAGGUUAUCAGGGAUAUUUUGUUAAUUGGGCAUCGGCAAGCAUUUGCCUGGGUGGAUGAAUGGUGCGACAUGACGAUGGAUGAAGUCCGAGAGUAUGAGAAGCAAACUCAGGAAGCUACGAACGAGAAGAUCGGGAUCAUGGCCCCCACCAUCUCCUUCAGCGAUGCCGCACAGCCGUCCGCCACACGCAGCGCCCCCUCCAGCGCUCCGUCCACGCCGCUCAGCGGGGAGCCCCCCGAUUUCCUCAGCGUGCCCAAAGACAGGCCAAGGAAGAAGUCAGCGCCAGAAAUGUUGACCCUCCCCGAGCUGAGAGAGAGGGCAGCCUUGGAGUAACUUCGGGGGAAAAUCGGGAAUCGUCCCCGAUUCUGCCAAGUUUCAGCGGCUGCGUUUAUCCAACGCCGCUUCACUGAAACGAACCAUCUCUGUUUUUGGGGGUUCUUCAACGCUUUCAUCUGUUAAAAGAUACCGCACUACGGUAAACCUGCAUCAACAUUGACCACCUGAAUCAAUUAGCAUCUUAAUUUUAGCUAAAGACAUGGGGUGAGGGUUAUGUUCCCCUAACAGGACUGCUGUAUCUUAUCGCAUUCUCUUUAUCAUUCCUUGUUCAGAGUUUCAGGCAGAAUCACAACAUUGCGGCAGCACGAGCCUACACUGCAUUCUGUCAGAUCAGUGCGUGUCGCUGGCAGUGCUCCUGCCCAGGUGAAGCUAAGCUCAUGCUGGGAGAAACUAGUUGGAGUUCACCCUCAUCUGUCUGCAAAUCGAUGAGGACAAGUCAAACAGGCAAUACCCAUCACACCGGACGCUUGCUUUUAAUGUGAAAGGCACUAUAUAAAUACAACUUGUUGUUAUUACCUUCCUGUUGAAUGGGAUUGUAAUAAGUAAAAAAGAAUCUUCUAAUAUUAUAAUAACCUUUGCAUUUUAUGCAGCACCUUAUCACA
Messenger RNA from Callorhinchus milii (elephant shark), 1847 nucleotides. RefSeq names its product cytoplasmic phosphatidylinositol transfer protein 1. The record is from RefSeq and is a predicted model, not a curated record. Gene Ontology annotation, cellular component: cytoplasm. Bases 295 to 1242 code for a protein of 315 amino acids. The transcript has 10 exons. Lineage: Eukaryota; Metazoa; Chordata; Chondrichthyes; Chimaeriformes; Callorhinchidae. Gene Ontology annotation, biological process: phospholipid transport. Gene Ontology annotation, molecular function: phosphatidylinositol binding; phosphatidylinositol transfer activity.